Messenger RNA from Rosa rugosa (rugosa rose), 2039 nucleotides. RefSeq lists its product as uncharacterized. Bases 1328 to 1798 code for a protein of 156 amino acids. The record is from RefSeq and is a predicted model, not a curated record. Lineage: Eukaryota; Viridiplantae; Streptophyta; Magnoliopsida; Rosales; Rosaceae. The transcript is spliced from 7 exons.
CCUCUUUCCACGUGUAGAGUUUAGCUGCGUUGAAUAUAUGAACCAGCCUCCACCGCUUCCCUCCUUCACCCGCACUGCAGAGCGAUUUCUUUAAACACUAUCCUGUUAAUCGACUGCUGAAAGUUCAUCCGAAAUGGCCUUUAUACUCCUCUUUAUGGUGUUAACUCCCUUCCUCUGGCUGUGCGUUUUUGGUGUUUGGGGCUUUAAUUUGGGAUUGGGUAUCUAGGAUUUUGUUCUUUGGUGGUUUGCAAAUUUGGUUAUUGGGUUUUGAUAUUGAUAGUUUCUGCUCUGAGAUUUUCUAUAGAUUACAGAAAGGUUGGAACUGGGUUUCUUUGUUUGUAUGCAUUCCCGUAUUGUUCUUUGUUUUCCCUAAAUGCAUGCAAUGAUAGCGAAAUCUGAAAUAGGCACUCCAAGGCCUUUGAAAAUAAAGAAAUGCAUAAAAUGAGAAAUUAACUUCAAACAUUUUGUGUUAAUCUUUACAUCAUUUCAUGUCUGCUUGCUCGAAUCAAGGGAUUUAGAUUGGCUUUCUAUGAGUUUAGUCUACAUCUAUGGACCAUUGAACUUCAAUCCUGUUUAACAGUGGUUCUUCCACCGGUUGAAAGAUGCUUGCCCAAUUCCAGUUCCAAACUCAGGAAUACAAUUAAAACAACUCGGUCAUGUUAUGGUAAAAUGAUGGCAAAAUCUUUGAAUAUUCUUUUCAGUAAUAGCUGCAACGUUAUUAGAGCUUCGUUUGGUCAUUUGUUUUCCAAGCAACAACAUUUAAUAAGGUUCUUGGUAAUGGAAAGGUCAUCUAGGAAGACUUCAACUGUCUGUCAAUUGUUUAAUAUAUACAUGUUAUCAGAUUGACCGAAUGGGCCGAAAGGAUACAGCCGUGGAAGAAGAAGUUAGAUAUCAGUUUAGUAGUGUCAUUUUGCACUACAAGGAGUCAUUCAUAUACAAGACAAUGCAUAAGAGUUUCACCCUUAACAUUUGAACUCAAGGCUACUUUGAAAUUGGCAAGGUUCCUUUGCAGGUGGAACUAGCAAGGCCUUUAGAUUUGGAAAGUAGUUUCUCAAUCUUUUUGGGCUUUGCUGUUAGCUUUAGUAUUCAUUUCUCCACAGAUGUUCGCAGUCUAUUGUUCAUCAAUGACAGACCAUUAUGUUUUUACAAUGGCUUCAAUGAAAUGAGAAUGGAAGUGUUUUUGCAAAUCCCUACAAGGGUGAAAAGAACAUGAGCACCCUCAUGUAUCGGCCAUUUACUAGCUGAGCAAUCAAUAGCGAGCCUUUUCACGUCUUCAGGUACCUUAGAAUGGUGCUGUAAUCGAUUUUCCGAGUUUCAAGCUUUGUGCAUGUGCACUGGUGGUAUAAGCAUUCACAGUGAGGAAGAGGAAAGCUUCAGAGUCACUCUUCUCAUUGAAGAUGAGACUGAUCAAGCACAUGCAGUCUUAAUGGGCAAAGAAGCAGAAGAAAUCUGUGGAAUCUCAUGCGAGGACUUGAUUAUCAAGAAAAACUGCAAAAACCAAAGGAUCAUACCACAAGAAAUUCUUCAAUUAGAAGGACAGAUCAAGCUGCUGAAAUUGAAACCAGGAACAAAAAGAGAUUUCCUUAUAAAGGGGAUAUACGAAGAUGUUCACAAGUUCACACCAACCCAAGAUAUCGAACCAACAACUUCCACGCCAAAUAAGAAAAUAUUUGAGAAGAAGAGGAAGGAAUUGUUCAAAGCAAAACCAAGCAAGAAUCCAAAAAGUGACAACUUUGAACCAUCAGAUCAGACCAGCGCAAAUACAUCGGCUCAAUCCGACACAGAAGACCUUAUCUAGCCACUUCUGCUUUGCAAUCUUCUACUUUGUCUUUUUGCGAUAAGGACCAAUCUGUAUGGUUUUUUGUAAUGCUAACGGUCCUUGAAAAACAAUGUCAUGCUGUGUACAUAUAAGCACUGGUUGUCAGGACCACUCUAUGUUUUUUGUAAUGCUAAUGGUCCCCUGAGAAACAAUCAACCAAGACAGCAGACAUUCUGUACAUCAACUACUGAUCAAUGUACAUAAAAGCUUUUUGGCUGCU